This is a messenger RNA of Hypanus sabinus (Atlantic stingray), 1727 nucleotides long. Its product is annotated as ATP-dependent DNA helicase Q5-like. Gene Ontology annotation, molecular function: 3'-5' DNA helicase activity; ATP binding; nucleic acid binding. The coding region runs from base 38 to 1312 and encodes 424 amino acids. NCBI's taxonomy places the organism in Eukaryota, Metazoa, Chordata, Chondrichthyes, Myliobatiformes, Dasyatidae. The transcript has 9 exons. The record is from RefSeq and is a predicted model, not a curated record. Gene Ontology annotation, biological process: double-strand break repair via homologous recombination. Gene Ontology annotation, cellular component: cytoplasm; chromosome.
CCGGUGUGCGACGUCAGCAUUGUGCGACCGGUCGGCAAUGGGGUCUCCGCUGGGCUCGGGAGGCCCGGACCGGCUCCUAACGGCCCUCGUCCGCGUCUUCGGCUUUCAGUCGUUCCGCUCAGAGCGGCAGGAGUGCGCCGUCAGGGCGGUGGUAAGAGGUGAUAAAGAUGUCUUUAUUUGCAUGCCAACAGGAGCAGGGAAGUCUCUGUGUUACCAGUUGCCAGCUGUGAUUGCUAAAGGUGUAACCAUUGUCAUCUCUCCACUGAUAGCACUUAUUCAGGAUCAGAUUGAGCACCUGCACAUCCUGAAGAUACAAGCAUGUUCCCUGAACUCCAAGAACCCCCUUGAGGAGCGGAAGAAGAUCUUAUCUGACCUCCAGUGUGAGAACCCCAGCAUCAAAUUGCUCUACAUCACACCUGAGAUGGCUGCCUCCAGCACUAUGGGCCCUGUCAUUGACUCCUUGCUGGCCCGGAAGCUCCUAGCGUACCUGGUUGUUGAUGAAGCACAUUGUGUAUCACAGUGGGGGCAUGACUUCCGCCCUGAUUACCUCAAACUAGGGCUUUUACGCAGCAAGAUAUCCAAUGUCCCCUGUGUAGCUCUGACUGCCACAGCCCCUAAGCAAGUGCAAGACGAUGUUGUUGCUUCUCUCCAGCUGAAAGUGCCCAUUGCAAUUUUUAAGACUCCGUGCUUCAGGGCGAAUCUAUUCUACGAUGUUCUCUUCAAAGAGAUUCUGAACCAGCCAUAUGUAAACCUAAAAGGAUUCUGUGAAAAGGCUUUGGGGACAAAGAAUUCUUCAGGGAGGUUCAGUGGUUGCGGCAUAGUUUAUUGUCGGACUAGGAACUCGUGUCAAGAGGUAGCAGAGGAGCUGACAAAGAGAGGAGUGGAUGCUAAAGCGUACCAUGCAGGGCUAAAGAACUCCGAGCGUUCAACAGUGCAGCAGGAGUGGAUGGAGGGCAAGGUGCCAGUGAUUGUGGCAACCAUCAGCUUUGGAAUGGGUGUGGACAAGGCAAAUGUUAGGUUUGUUGCCCAUUGGAAUAUUGCAAAGUCAAUGGCUGCUUAUUACCAAGAAUCUGGCCGAGCAGGAAGAGAUGGGAAACCUUCAUUCUGUCGAGUCUACUACUCCAGGACUGAUCGUGAUAGUAUCAACUUUCUGAUCAAGAAGGAGAUCGCACAAAUGCAGAGCAAGAGAGGCUGUGUAAAAAGCUCAGACAAAUCCUCUAUGGUGGGCUUUGAGGCUCUAGUUUCCUUCUGUGAGCAGCCAGGGUUGUGGGGAUGUACUUCCAGACAUCUACCAGCACUUACUCAUCAUUAAGAUUCCUUUAAAUUGGAUAGGCUGCCACAAUCGUUUUAUGAAGCUUCCAUUUCGCUUAUUCUUAAAAAAAGAACCCAACUGAAUGCUCUUCAUACAGACCAAUUUCUUUACUUAAGGAAUUUUAGUUGAUACUAAAAUUCAAUCCAAAGUUUUGGCUCAUGGACUUGAAAAUAUUUUACCAUUUAUCAUAUCUGAUGAUAAGACUGGAUUUGUUAAAAAUCACUAUUCCCAUUUUAAUAUUCGUCAUUUACUGAAUGUUAUGUAUUUUCCUUCUAAGGAGAUAUUGGAAUGCAUGAUAUCUCUAGACACUGAGAAUGUUUUUGAUUGGGUUAAAUGGAAUUAUUUAUUUAAAGCCUUAGAAAAAUUUAACUUUGGGACCGGUUUCAUUCAAUGGAUUAAAUUACUUUAUUUAUCA